ACGAGUAAGUGUGUAGUGAAAAGUAAAAUUCGUGCAUGAUUCCCGAUCGGUGCGCUAGUGUGUCGUCGUCGCCAUACAGUGUCGCGUUCAGUGUGUUAGUAAACGAAAUUUAGGCAGAAAACAGUUGGUUAAAUGUGCAAAGUAUGAAAUUCAUUUAGAAUUAAGUCAUUUCAUAACAAACGAAACGAAAUAAUUGUAUAUUUCACGCGUAGGAAAAAAUAACAGUACUUUGCGAAGUGCAUUCGCCGCUAGUAAAUGCAACGAAAGUGCAUAGGCAUUCGCAGUACAGCAACAAGAAGCAAAACAGCGAAUGGACUCUUUUCGUGGUGUUUACUUUGUUGUUGUUCUUAUUACGUGAAUGCGUUGCGGUUUGAAGGUGUUUGCAUGCGUUAAAUGCGGGUCGCCUACUAUUGUGUGUGCGAGUUUGCGUGUAUUUGUGUUGAAUUCGUUGAUGUGUUUCUAGUUUGAGUCAUACCUGCGGAAAAAGAAACAAAUUCCAACGCAGCGCAAAGCAAUUGUAAGCCAAGUGGUGAAUGAGUGUGUGCAAAACAGAAUUGUAGAAUUAAAAGUAAAUAAAUUAUUAAACAAAUGGCAAUUGGAAAUAAAAUAAAAAUAAAAGAGUAGAGUGAUGAUGAAUUAGUAAACACCGGAAAUGAUAAAAGUGUUGGAAAAAGUUGACAAACCGAUCUCAGUACAUACUAAGUGCUAAUAUAUCUAUGUAUGUGUAUGUGAGCAUAUGCAAUUAGAAAGCAGUAACAAAGAAAGUCUAAAGAAAUGCUUGCAACGAUCUGCGCUAUUGCUAUUUAUUUACCUUUGUUGACGUAGGUCAAUAACUUAUUGAGUUGUGUCGAUGAUAUUGAAAAGCAUAAGUAAGUUAAGUGUGCACUAAAAAACGUGAAGAAAAGUAAGAAAUUAAUUAUUUGAGCUAUUCAAACGUACAACAAACAAAACAAUCAAUUCAAGCAACAAUAGAAGUAGAAGGUACGAACAAGAUAAGCAUAACAGCAGCGCAAUAACAACAAUUGUUACCGGACAUUUCUAACCAGCACUAGGCAGAGAGGUGUAAAGUGAAGUCAGCAUACGAAAAGUGGCAUCAGCGGCAAACACAACGAGCUGUUUACACGCACACCUUUGCACAUAUUGCUACUUCCACUUUGUUCGCAUUCUUGAAUUUUUGCUGUCCGUUGCCAGCAAGUCGCAUACAUGAACUUGGUGCGACUGUGUGCCGGCAGAAAGCAGGUUUUCCUAUAGUGGAAGGCAGGAAGAUAUGUAAAAAGUAAUUACAAGCAAUAUACAUACAUAUAUAUAGAUGUAUUAAUGUGCAUUUGCGCGUAUGUGUAAAUAAAAGAAGUGAGAUCAAGUCGUAGAUCAAAAAGGGUAACGAGUAGAGCGGUGACAGUUGCAAGAGAAAACGAAUUGUGCAGAAAAUUUCCAAGCCAAUUAGUGUAAAUGUUAAGAAAAUAUAAAAUUAAAUAAAUACUAGUGCAUUUUUCUGUAAUUGCAGUGCGUUUUUUUCGAGUGUAAAGAGUGCAACAUAAUUAACCGGUAGUGUUUUACCGCAAUCUUGUGCUUGCAAAGUUGUUCAACGACUUUGCAGUAGUUUUCGACAAUUUUUAGUGAAAUCGUGCUGUGCCACAAUAAAAAGCGCACGACUUCAACGGAAUUCAACGCAAAACCACUACAACACUUUUGUGCAACAGCAGCAUUAACAACAACCAAGUUUAUACAAAAAAAGACUACCAACGUAAAGCAUUUGCCAAAAGUUCUGACUACGGCAUCACCUACUUUUGGGCACUUCAAUUCGAGUGCAUAGCCAGCUGCACCUACGUUUGCAGGCCGGAAAUGCCAGCGUGCUAAGUAACUUGUGAAAGUCGCCAACUCCUUUGUGCUUUGCUUCUGAGUGCUUGGGUGCAUACAUAUACUAAAUCCUUUCACAUUGUGCCGACUUUUAGUGUUUUCUUGGAAUAUUGAGUCAGCCCUACAUUUGUACGUCCCUAGCGUUGAUUCAUCUUAGCUGGGCAAUAAAUAAACGACAUCUACAGAACGGAAGCUGCCGCACUUGCAACAUUUGCAGUGGCAUAUUUCUUGACUGCUGACUUCGUUUUCCUGCGGGCAGUGGAUAGCGCUUUUUAAGCUGUAUAUCCACAUAUCAUUUUCUGUCCCCAACUUUUUAAUGGAAUAAUUAUGUCAUGGGAUCUUGUACGCGACGACACUUUAUGCUGUCAACAUGCUUGCUGCAAAUGAUAACAAUCAUCGAACGCCAAGUAUUCGACUUUCUCGGAUAUAUGUGGGCGCCCAUUUUGGUCAAUUUCUUUCACAUAAUUUUCAUUAUUUUGGGAUUUUAUGGAGCAUAUCACUUUAGAAUAAAAUAUAUAAUAACCUAUUUAAUAUGGAGCUUCAUUUGGAUCGGUUGGAAUGCUUUUCUCAUAUGCUUUUACCUGAAUGUAGGCAUAUUGGAUCGGGACAGCGACCUGCUAAAUUUGGGCACCGGUAGCGUCUCCUGGUUUGAGGUGAACGGUUAUGGUUGCAAGCCAACAUAUCCAGUCAAUAUCACCUCCGAUGAUCCAUUUCGUCCAAUACGUCCGGAACGUGUGGACGAUUGCUUAUUAGAUUAUACUAUAGUCGAAAUUGUACAGUCGGGUGUGCAAUGCGCUUUAGCGUUACUUGGUAUUUUAGGCGCCAUAUUAAUAAGUUACAUAUUCCUCGAUGAAGAUGACAGAUUCGAUUUCGUGAAUGGCGACGCCAAGAGUCCCCAGCACACGGUGGUCCAUCCAAUGUACGUGAGCUACAGCAGCAUACCGACCUCGGCUAGCGCUAGCGCUACAUUGCUCUCAAAUAAGCAUCACAACAAUCACCAAGCACCACUUAACAAUAACAACCACAACCACCAAAUUCAUGCGCAACAACAGCAACUGCAACUGCAGCAGCAACAACUCCACCAUCAUCAGCAACCAAAUAAUUUUAACAGUAACACAUUUCUAAUACACACAAACAGCAUCAGCAACAACAGCCAUAGCCAUAGUCAUAGUCAAGGUCAGAGUCAGAGACAGAGUCAUAGUCACAGUCAGAGCAAUAGUCGCAGCCGCAGCCACAGCCGCAGCAAUAGCCAGAGCGGUGGCAAUGGCGUCGGCGGUGGCGGUGGCGGCGGCGGCGCGUCAAAGAAAGGUCGUGGCGGCGGCGAUGGCAACAGCAACUAUCACAGCGCGAGCAAAAAUAGCACUUUAACCCGCAUACUUUACAGUCCGAAGAGUAGCAAUAAGAUCGGCGCCACGACGGGCAAUACGAUUGUGGUGGCGACGGAGAUGUUGCAGCGGCAGCAAUCGCUGCCACAGACGCAUACCGCCAAUUUGCAUGGCGCGCAGCAUUAUUAUGACGACAGCACCGCCAAGGCGGAUCAGCUGUAUACGAACAGCAAUCGACGACAGUUCUUGAACGGCACAACAACAUAUCAACAACAACAGCAAGUUGGCACACCGAACUCCUCGACGCACGACAACACGACCUCGUCGCUCUCGUACGCUUCGCUGCAGAAUUCCAAUUUGAAUUUGACACAGAGCUUGCGCGGUGUCGGCGGCGGCGCGGGCCCCGGUGUUGGGUUCGGUUACGCAGGCAGCGGCGGAGGUAGUGUGGGGGGUAGUCGUAGUGGUGGCGGUGGUGUUGGUGGACACAUGGGUGGCGGUGGUAGAAGUGUGGGCGCGAGUGUAGGCGGUGGCAGCGUCGGUGGUUAUGGGCGUGUCGCUGGCGUCGGUGGUGGCAUGACGUCCGCCUCGUCGCAGGCCACGCUCAGUCCGCUUAGCAAUAGUCAGUUUAGCCUCAGCAAUAGCCUGAAUAAUAAUUACAGUAAUCAUAGUGGCAUUAACAACAACAACAACAACAUUAACAAUAACAUUGUGCUAAGUAAUCCCGCUAACUAUAUGAAUAAUAAUAAUAAUAACGGUAGCAUGGGCAGCGGCGUCGGUGGCGGCCAUUUCGCGCGCAUACACGCCAAACCCAAACCACCCAAGUCCACGAGCUACAGCAGUUUCAUUAACAAUGGCAGUGGCGCUGCGAGCCUGAAUGGCAGCAGCGCUGGCACUGGCACCGGAACCGGCACCGGCGGUUCCAUGACUAACGUACACCGUCCCGAUAUCAAAUAUACACAAAUGUCCAAUGAGCGUUUGUCGCGCAACCUUGAAGAAGGUCUGGAGGAUGACAAUUUCUCGCUGCAGAAUUUCAAAACCGACGAUGGCGUCACUUAUGUGCCCUUCCAGAAGCCAACACCGGGCGCGCUCUUUGUCGGCCAGAAUAAUAAUCCUUCGUAUGUGUCGUUGAACUCGUACGCCGGCGCACAGAUGUCGCCUAACAAUAACAACAACAACAACAAUGCUAGUCCAAAUACCAUCAACAAUAAUGCGCUGCCGCAGUUUGCGCGCAGCAUUUCACAGCUGGCGCCGCCACCGCCGCUGCCGGAGAACGGUGGCGGUGGUGAGAUACUUUUAGAGCGCGGCGCGGUGCUGCAACCUGCCUACAAUUACCCGUCGCCACCGCAAGCGUCACAGCAAAUGCUGAUGCAUUCACCGGGUCCACCACAUAUGCAGCAGCAACAACAACAACUACAGCAAAGCGCGCAGGUUGUGUCAGGCGCGCAAACGCAGCAUUCGCCACAGCCACUACUGAAUCCUGCCAAUCGUUUUCUCUACCAACAGAACGGCCUACCAUUCCAUCCAGCCUACAACAAGCCCAUACCGGUGCCACCACCGGUACCCACGCAUACGUCGCCGCCCAUGUCUGCGCCAUAUCAGUCACACUUGAUGAGCCCAGUCGCCAAGCAGCCGCCACGACCCACAAACAUUCCAUUACCCACCAUACCGGCACAUUCAUUCGACACACCCAUUUCACCCUCAGAGGUUACGCCUCCACCACCUCCUGCGCCACGUCCACACAUUUUCCAACCACGUUCCGGUCAUGCGCCCUAUCCGGAUCUCUCACCGGAGGUGACCGAAAAAUAUGCCAUGCCCACACAGUAUGUGCCACGUUCGCCGGUCGCUUCGCGUAUUGCACGUCGUCAACGUCAACAACAACAGCAACAGUCGCAUAAUUACCACCACCAUCAGCCAGCGCAGCCGGCUGCGCAUCAUGUGAACACGUCGGCGAAUUUUUGCGAUCAAGUGCGUGACGCGCCGCCCGGCUACAUAGUGGACGCAGGCUUCAGCAUUGUGCGCGCCAAGAGUUAUGAUCGUUUGGCCUCCGCAUCAAGCACAACCGGCUCGAUGCGGCGUGAUGCCAAAGCUGUUGAUGCGCCGACGCAGUCACAGCAGCAGCAGGCGCAAGUUAAUGCCGAAGCGGCGCCGCAUGUAAAUCGACGUAGUGGUCGGCGUGAUGCCGCCGGUCGUGUGCGUCCACGUUCCUAUUGCAAUUCGAUGUCGGGUGGGGAGGGCGUAAUACGCGGUAGCUUGGUCUACGAGCGCGACUUCGCCGUCCAAAGUGGCGUUGUAGCCACUAGUGGCACUGACGGUGUUGGCGGUGGCGGUGGCGGCGGCUGCGUUAGUGGAGGCAAUGGUGGUAGUGGCGUAGUUGAGGGCGGUGGAAAUGUUGGCGGUGAUCAGUUGGCAUAGGCAGAGGCUGGGAAAGUGAGUAGUACAGUGUUGGAUACACAAAAGGUACGAAGUCUUAAUGAUCGCACGCGUUAUUGAGUUAGCUAGUAUGAGCCAGCUUUGCUAGACAGAUUCUUUGACAAAAUGGUUAGUUGGAAAGGUGUAGCUUGACUAAUGAAAGAGUUUACAACCUCAAAAUUAAUUGGAUGAGACAUAGGAAGCUUGCGCUGAUUUGAGCUAACUCAUAUCUAAUAAAGAAAGACUUAUAGUAAAUUAGAAAACCGGAGAUUAGAAUUUGAAAUUAUAUAUUUGUAAAUUCAUUUAGACCCAAAAAGCAUAAACAUUUAAGUCUUCGUUUAAUUGAAAGUUCAAUGUCACUAUCUGUAUAAUAAGAAAGCUGAGCGUUACUCGCUCUAGCGACCACUUUACUUACUCCUAACUAUUAGUCUAAAGCUCUGAAAGCUACUAGCCAAAAAACUGCAAAGCUUUUUUAAUAAAAGAAAGUAAAAGUUAGAGGAAAAAUUAAAGUUUUUGUGGAUCAUUAGAUUGGCAUUGUUUGCCAGACACUUUUCACUUUCCAAAACCGUUUCAUAUUGCACUUACUGCCUCUCCAAAGUCACUGAGAACUGCCACUAUUUCUGAGAAACUUUCACAACUUUUUAAAGCUUUCAUUUCAUUUAGAUGGUUUUGCUCUACUCAUUGCGAAGCUUUCAUUUUUCCACCUUAAUUUCAUUGCCUUUUCGUCUCUGCUCUCUCUCUCUCUCUCAUGUCACUCCUUCAGCCGCUCAACUCAUGCUUAUACAUACAAUUUCGUUUUCAUUCCCUCUUCAUGCCAUUAAAUUUUGAUUUGCAUUUUACUCUUUGUUUACUUUUAUUUAAAGCAAACUAAUUUCCAUUUUCUAGACUGGUAGACUACGAUUGCUGAGUUGAUUUAUUGCUCUCACAUUAACGGUUGAAUGGUUGUUAAAGCUUCUAUCAAACACACACACACACACUCUCUCUCUAUGCUGCUCAAAUGCGCGCUUUCGCACACAAACUCAGCGUGCGCUCUCAAACCUAUACGCUCUCUCUCUCACUCACUCAAUUGAAACGCUACCGUUACUUAGCAUGCCUGCGCUCUCAUCGCUCUCUCGCCGCGUCAUUGUUGUUGUGCGCGAUGCAAGCGUAUACGCCACGCUUGUUGCAUGCGCUGAUGUUGCUGUUGCUACUAAAGAGAUGUUGCCGCAACAUGUUGCUAAAUGCAUAGAAAUCGCAUUGCCAAGCGGCUGCCAAGUAAAAAAGUAUGUAAAUGCCAUGCGAAUUUUGUAAUGAAGUUAAAAAAUGCAGCAGAAUGUUUGCUAAUGGCAUGAAAAUUUUUGCUUAAAAGUUAAAACAAAAACAACAACAAAAAUUAACUUCAUGUUGUGUACUAAAAAUGUGUUAAUCCAAAAAUUUGUACGAAAAAAAAUGUUUAAAAAUAUUUGGUGUUGUUAGUUUGUGUAUUAAAACUGAAUUUGUUAACCUCGACACACACACACACAUUUAUAGAAAUAUACAGUUAUAUAAAUACUUACAUGUACACUUCCUAUUUCUGUACUGAAAAUUGACUUUGUAAAUUAUUUUUAUGUUAUAUAACGAACACACACAUAUAUGUACAUAUUUACUUAUUUGUUUAUAUACAUAUAUACAUGUAUGUACAUGAUAUAUAUAUACACUUUAUAUAUAUAUACUUUAUUGUAUGUACAAUAACCUUAGUUCUUGAAAUAAUACUGAAAUGGGUAUUUGAUUUGUUUCUAACGGACUUAAGCAAUAAUUUAUGUAUGUAAAUGUUGAAAACGCUCACAAAACUCGAGCCACAAAUACGAUUAGCUUAGCUUUAAUGUAAAAUUUAAAUUUAUAAGCGCCAACGACGGCGUUAGCAACAUGUAUACAAUGGGCAAAUGUUGCUAGUGCUGAUAAUGAGAAAAGAAUGUUGCUACAGUGUUGCAGGAGAGAAGUAAAGGAAGGAAGUAAACAUAAAUGAAUGAGAGAUGUAAGAAAUGGCAAUAGUUUAAAAAAAAACAGAGUGGGACUAAGCUUACGGUUAGACGAAAGAUAAGGAUAGACUAAAAAGUAGCAUCAAUAUUUUGAAAAUUUAAUAUUAAUAUUGAAACAGCGCUGAAAAAUAUUGUUUGUAAGAGAAUGAGAGGGAUCAAAUACUAAAAUUUGGAAAAGUAAUUUUAAAUACGGAAAUAGUGCAGAAAAUUAGUGAGAGAUUUAUAGAGAACGACAUUGAGUUUUGAAAAAUAGUAUUGACACCGUGACCGUAAAAUAUUUUUGAUGAGGGUAUGAGAGGAAUCAGCAUUGAGAUUUGGGUAAAUAAUUUUUAAUAUGAAAAUAGUGGACAAAAAUAUUUUCUGGAAAGUGAGCGAUGGAUUUACAUUAAGAGAAAGCAAUAGAAAUAGGUUGACAAUGGAGAAAAAUGAUCUUAUGAACGAAAAGAGAUAGAAAAAGAGAGAGGCACCACUGCUUUUGAGAAAGAAAAAGCAGAGAAGGUUCUUAUAAAAAAUGUAAAUAUGAAGACACAGGAAAUGAGAAUAUUUUAGAGACAGAUAGUUUUAUAAUAAGAUGCAAUGAAAGAUACAGAAGGAUAAAUGGCAAUAAAUAAAGGUACAUAGAGAACUUCAGAUAGAUAAAGAUAAAUGCUAAAAAUGCAAAUAAAGGUAUUUGGAGAGCUUCAGAGAGAUAGAGAUAGAUGCUGAUACAGUUGCAAAUAGAAGUAGUAACGGUACUCACAGCAUAUGUGCCAGUUAACGCUACAGAAAGACCUAUAGGUACAUGUCUUUAUCUGAACUAGAAAGAGAUACAUAAAAGCACAGAUUUCUCUAUUGACUCAAAUAUGCAGGUCUAUCUGAUGCAUUUAUGCAAGCUGAUGAGGACUCUCGUAUAGACAAAGCUUCAGAUACGGUAUAGAGGGAGUUUUAGGUCGAUAUUUUCGACACUGGAACAGUUAUUGAAGAAAAUAGGUGUACCAAAACAGAUAAUAGUGAAACAAGAUAUAGUAACUGAAUGCCAGAUGAAGAAAGGAUUUUAGAACUAAUUUCGUAACGGUACAUAUAAUACCUUUAAACAUACAGUUGAGAAACUUGAGACCGUUAUAGACUCUGCCUAAGUAUGAUUGACUCUGCAGAAAAAAUCUAUAGACAUAACGGUGGACAUAAUAAUUGAUAGGAAUAAGAA
Molecule: messenger RNA, 8771 nt
Organism: Bactrocera neohumeralis
Lineage: Eukaryota; Metazoa; Arthropoda; Insecta; Diptera; Tephritidae
Gene: NKAIN
Product: sodium/potassium-transporting ATPase subunit beta-1-interacting protein
Exons: 6
Coding region: 2190-5594 (1134 amino acids)
Biological process (GO): regulation of sodium ion transport
Source: RefSeq, a predicted model, not a curated record